AUGGCGGGGAAGACGAAGAAAAGCGAGGCAAGCAGUAGCAGCAGCAGAAACAGCAGCCGUAGCAGUAACCACAGAGAGGAAAGCGUGGUGGUCGAUUAUGGUAAAAACAAAAGCUCUUGCGGCUAUUGCAAAUCGUCUGCUCGCUCCAGUAUCUCUCAUGGAUUGGGGACACAAAGCAUUACGAUCAAUGACUACCAAGACCUUCUCGACCGGGGUUGGAGAAGAUCUGGUUGUUUCCUUUACAAACCUGAGAUGGAAAAAACAUGCUGCCCUGCUUAUACCAUUCGUCUGAAGGCUGGUGAUUUUGUUCCUUCUAAAGAGCAACUUCGGGUGUCUAGGCGAAUGCAAAGGUUUUUAGAAGGUACCUUGGAUUGUAAAAGACCAGUGGAGUCUGUAGAGGAUCCAAAUGCUUCUACAGACACAUGCAGCCGUACCCAUCUUGGAGUUUCAAGCUUAGCUGUGAAGGAAUCCUCUUCCAAUAACAAUGAAGAGAAGGAUGGGGAAGAAAACAUUAUGCGAUUCUUAUCAGAUCAAGUUGGUAACGGAGUUCAUGCCUGCUCUGAAAGUGGGGAAUUUCCUGACAUUCAAUUUCCAAAGGCUUCCGUUAAAAAGGUUUCACAAGCCAAAAGAAAGAUUUUGGGCAAAGGAUCAGAAGAUCUCUUAUACUCGACCAAUAUUGCUUUCCAAAUAGCGGCUACUAUCAAGCGGUCUCUACCAGAUCAGAAGGACGGCAACCAGGGAAGAUUGUCGAGGAAUAUUACAGAUGAAAAUGGGCCAUCUCCAAAGCUUAUUGCUGAAAAGCUAGAAAGUUUCUUGAAUCAGUUGGCAAAAACUUCUGGUCUGUCAGUCAGGGCUUGCAAUGGACACUUAAAUUUUUAUUCUGCCGCAAAACAUGCUUCCGCAUAUGAAAGUUCUCAAACUGUUAGUGUCUCUAAAGGAUCUGCUGCCAGUUCUGAAAGUAAAGGGUGCAGUUUGAAAAAUAGCUCUGAAAAUACUCAGGUAAAGAGGCGGAGGCUCGAGAUUCAUUUGAAAAGGUCCAGUUUUGAUUCAGAAGAGUAUGCCUUGUAUAGACGGUAUCAAAUGAUGGUUCAUAAUGAUACCCCUGAUCAUGUUACGGAAAGCUCAUAUAAGAGGUUCUUGGUUGAUACUCCCUUAAUAUUUGUUCCUCCAACUGGUGAUGGUACAGUUCCACCCUGUGGCUUUGGCUCUUUCCAUCAGCAAUAUGUGAUUGAUGGAAAGCUUGUUGCAGUCGGUGUUAUAGAUAUUCUCCCUAGAUGUUUGUCAAGUAAAUAUUUAUUCUGGGACCCAGAUUUUGCCUUCCUAUCACCUGGGAAGUAUUCAGCACUGCAAGAAAUAAAUUGGGUGAAAGAGAAUCAAGCCCAUUGCUCCAGUCUUCAGUAUUAUUAUCUCGGUUAUUACAUUCACUCUUGCAGUAAGAUGAGAUACAAAGCAGCAUAUUCCCCAUCUGAGCUACUCUGCCCUCUACGUUACCAGUGGGUUCCUUUUGCCAUUGCUAAGCCUUUGCUUGAUAGAAAGCCGUAUGUUGUUCUAUCGGAUUUUUCCACGUUACAAGAUAGAGAGUCCUUGCCGCCUCAUGUUUCUGAAGAUGUCAUGGAAGUGCAACAUGAUGACAUUGGGAAAGAAGACACUAAUGAUUUCCUUAUGUAUGACGAUGAAGGGAUGAUGGAGCCUGAAUAUGGAAGCUCAGACAACGAACAACAUCUGGCAUCUGUUGAUGUAGAAGAUGGAGAUGUCAGUAACAUUUUAAUCGGGUUGACGGGAUCUCGUGUGAAAUUCAAGGAUCUAAAGUUCGCUUUUCGCCCGUCGGAAAGGAGUUACUUGGAGUUCCAGCUGCGUAGAUAUAUGAGAGUUGUAGGUGAAGGCCUGGCUGAGCGAAUGGUUUAUUCACUUGAGUGA
Molecule: messenger RNA, 1917 nt
Organism: Prunus armeniaca (apricot)
Lineage: Eukaryota; Viridiplantae; Streptophyta; Magnoliopsida; Rosales; Rosaceae
Source: the annotation of a GenBank genome assembly